Caenorhabditis elegans is the source of this 518-nucleotide messenger RNA. RefSeq names its product Cytochrome Oxidase Assembly subunits (gene coa-1). The record is from RefSeq and is marked reviewed. The coding region runs from base 1 to 417 and encodes 138 amino acids. Lineage: Eukaryota; Metazoa; Nematoda; Chromadorea; Rhabditida; Rhabditidae. The transcript has 4 exons.
AUGGUUCAAUCAUCAACUCUAGUAAAAGUGGCGGCCGGUGUAUUCGUAAUGGGCUCAACGGGACUCUAUUUGGCUCAAAAAUCAGUUCAAUGGAAGGUUAGAGCAUUGCCACACUACAACGAAAGCCUCAAAAUUGUUAUGGAACAUCCGAAAGCAUUGGAAGCAAUUGGAGCACCGAUCUCAAUUGGAAGUGUCGAAUUAUCGGAUAGACUUCAUAAUUAUGUGGAUAAAACUACUAGUAGGCUACGAAUUCCGGUGACUGGCGUCGUGGAUUGCGGCUUUAUGGACGUUCUAGCAGUACGGGAAAACGAUAAAACCGCAUUUGAAACUGCAAAAGUACGACUUUUUCUGAAUGACGGUGUCUACACAAUCUAUGAUACGGGACGAUGGAGUGAAACUGAAACGACGGAGGAAUAAUUGAAUUUGGAAUUAUUUUUUAGGAUUUUUUUUUUGUUGAAUUUAAAUAGAAAAUUAUAUUUAUUGAUUUUAUUUUAAUUUUAAAAAAUUUAAUUUUAAAA